AUGGCUCGUCUCAAAGAUAUACCGAAUGAGAUCCUCACGAGUAUCUUCACCCAUCUCUCUGACAUCAACCACUCCAGCAUCUUCAACGUCACUCUCGUCAACAAGCAUUUCAAUCAGCUCGCCAGCCCUCUCCGCGUCCGCCACUGGAGCGAUGAAGGAUACUACGGCUACUACGACGGUGAUUCGCCAUGUCCACCAAUCUCAAGACUAGCGCUCGAACUCUUGCGCCACCCUGAAUAUCGUCUACAAGUCAGGACUCUAUCGUUUUCAUACUUUCAAAGAAGUGGUGAUCGCGAUGCGGCUCGGAUUCCCAUGAAACCUGAAAAUCUCCAGAUGCUCGCUUGGGCAGCUGAAGAAGUGGUUCCGACACUCGCUGAGUCAACAUAUAUAUGUGCCCGUAUUCUCGAAGACAAUGACGACGCUAUCGCUGUGCUCGUCCUGGCAUGGGCGACGAACUUGAGAAGCCUCAGUGUCACCAUUCCGUUCUUUGACCCGACACCAGAAUAUGAUGAGGGUCCUUUGGUUCUGCGCUUUGCAAAGCAACUGGCUCUUCGUUUUGACAGCAAAGACCUCAAACCAAGCACACCGCUACCACUGGCGAAGCUUCGCGAACUCGAGUUUCGACACGAAAACAUCGAAAGCAUUGUUGGGCUCAAGUACCUGACGCCGUUUCUGUAUCUCCCUAAUCUCAAGAACCUCAAAACGUAUAGACUUGGUGAUCAAGAGUACAACGAUACUCAAGAGAGCGUCCAAAACUAUAUCAGAGACAAGUAUUGCAUGCCAUUUCCGAAGGGUACUUCGUCUAUUGAGUCCAUCACCAUCAAAGAGUCGACCUUGUCGAGUGAUGGGCUCUCAGAUCUUCUCGGAUCUUGCCGCGGCUUGAGGCAUUUCUACCUCCACUUCUCCUUCGACCUCGAGGAGAAUAAACGCAACUGGACAACACUAGCUAAGAGCCUUGUUAAUCAUGAAGAAUCUCUGGAGGACUUGGAUCUAUGUGUUGAUAACUGUGAUGUUGAGUGGGUAGGAGAUACUGUUGACGAUGGGGCAGGCGAUCCGAAGCCUGUCGAUUUCACAGAUUGCUACCACCAUCUCACUGGUCUCAAAGCCCUUAGGGUUCCUAUGCCUCAACUAUCUGGCUACGAUCUAUGGAAGCAUUCAGGAUGUCCAAAGGCUAGUCUUGUGCGCUUACCGGAAUCUAUCCAGCAUCUCAGACUCUUAGACAUCAACUUGUGGUCUAACGCCCGACGCCUUUCCGAACAUGAAAUCUCGCCCUUCUUGGAUUUUGUUCUUAAUCUCAUCAAGGAGACAGGACCAGAGGGCCGUUUAAGAAAUCUGCAGACACUGGAUUGUUCCAAAGCACUUUGGGACGACCCGAUGAGAAAAAAGAUACAAGAAAUCAAGAAUCUGGCGGAAGAACGUAGGGUUAUUAUUCUCCUUCACUCAUAA
Messenger RNA from Fusarium fujikuroi IMI 58289, 1446 nucleotides. RefSeq lists its product as uncharacterized. NCBI's taxonomy places the organism in Eukaryota, Fungi, Ascomycota, Sordariomycetes, Hypocreales, Nectriaceae. The transcript has a single exon. Gene Ontology annotation, molecular function: protein binding. The coding region runs from base 1 to 1446 and encodes 481 amino acids. The record is from RefSeq and is a predicted model, not a curated record.